AGCAGCGCAGACCUGGACCAGGGCACGGUUGUUGCAGGAUGGCAGCCAGCGUAAUCAGAACCCUGAGCGGAUUCAGACCUGGUCGUCCCGCUCACACCUGCUUCGUUUCUGCUGAUGAAGACGAUGUUGAAGACGAAUAUGAAGAGGAGCUCAGGGACGAGGUGGAGGACAGCUACGGAGAGGAGGACGAGGACUCCCCAGACGUCGAGUCUCAGGUCAGAGGUCCAUCAGCGUGCGACCUGUACACCGAGAUGACGGAACGCCUGCUACGUUUUGCCGAACUCAUCAGCACUGAUGUGCAGCGAUAUUUCGGGCGGGGUCAGGACUCGGACACGUGCGGCAUCUAUGCGGGAAGGUCCUGCGCCGAGUUCUCGGGCCGGCAGCGCUACUAUUCCGACAUCAUCCGAGCGGCGGCGUCCGAGCAGGGGGACGAGCCUGAGAACCUCGGGCCGCUCGCGGAACUCUUCCAGAACGCUCAGGUGAAGAAGCAGCAGGGCUUACCCAUGAUUCAGAGGCGUCUCCCCAGCAGCUUCUGGACCGAGCCGCGACCCGACCUCCUCUGUGAUGCGGUGACCUGCCCCUCAGAACCCGCCAGCAGUAACGCCAACAUCAUCAGCAUGAGCGGCUCCGGAACACCGGACUUCAGUGACUUACUGGCGCACUGGGCGUCUGAGAGAGACACCGCCGCCGCCGCCGAGUUCGGCUGUGAGUUCCAGCUUUCAUAG
Clarias gariepinus (North African catfish) is the source of this 725-nucleotide messenger RNA. Its product is annotated as protein PERCC1. The record is from RefSeq and is a predicted model, not a curated record. The transcript is spliced from 2 exons. Lineage: Eukaryota; Metazoa; Chordata; Actinopteri; Siluriformes; Clariidae. The coding region runs from base 39 to 725 and encodes 228 amino acids.